AUGGCAUUCUAUCUCACAUCCAAGACAACUCGUUUCGACUCUGGAUCACACAGUGGCGCUCGGUCACAGUUUGUCGCCGCAAUGGCCCUGAAUUUCUUAACCAUGGAUCUCGACACAGUCACCGUCCGCGUCGGCGAAGCAGACACAGCAGUUGAUAUCACCGUCUACCGCGAUGUUUUGUCGGCAGUCUCACCGUACUUUCGCAGUGCUUUCGAGGGUCCCUUCGUGGAGACUACCGAUCGCUCCAUAUCCCUGACGGACGUCACCGAGCAGACUUUCCGCAUGUUUCUACAAUGGGCACAUACCCAAAAAGAUCAGCGGUCAAGUGGCGCUACGGUUCCUUCACCUGCGAUACUUCUGCAAAAGUCCACAACACAGCAUGCGCACGAAGCUGCCACCGGUCUUGCAGAGCUGCAGCUCCCACAUCGUGCGAGAAACGGCCCAGAUGCGGAGACUCAAACACACGCUACACGAGCAAUCGACGAGUCGGCCGGCCGUCACAGUCCAGAAGUUCUUGAAGAGGCGAAGAGGCUCUGCUUCUACAACCCGGAAUGGCUUGACAAUUACCUUUUGUUGCUACUGUCUUUCCUGCGUCUCUACAUCUUCGCCGAUAAGUACGACGUUCCCCAGUUACGAGACGACGUGUUGACUGCCUUAAUCGCACAGUCAACUACGUGGAGUUGGUGGCCAGGUCCCCAAAAAAAGUUGAUUAAGUUUACUUACGCAAAUCUGCCGCCAUCUUCCAAGUUCACCCGCUUCUUAGUCUUGUCCACAGCAUACACUUGGUUUUGGCGACCUGAGGACUGUAGUGCUACCAAAUUGCGUGCCUUGAAAGAGGCGAACGAGGACCUUGCUUUCGACGUUGCUGUUGUGCAGAUCCAGAGGCUCAAGGAUGAAAAGUCGUCAAAGGAUAUGCCCUCACGGCUGAAGGACGCUCUGCCCAAUUCUUGCGCCUUGCACGAUCACCUCCAUAAUGCGGAGAUGUGUCGAGAGCGCAUUUACAACCAGCCACACAUCUUCACUGGGCUCAUCGAAAUGUGUGCACAAGACGCCUUGAGGAUGGCGAAGGAACCCGACGAGACAUAUACUUCAUACAAGGAAAGAUCCUGA
This is a messenger RNA of Alternaria triticimaculans, 1110 nucleotides long. RefSeq lists its product as uncharacterized. Lineage: Eukaryota; Fungi; Ascomycota; Dothideomycetes; Pleosporales; Pleosporaceae. Gene Ontology annotation, molecular function: protein binding. The transcript has 2 exons. Bases 1 to 1110 code for a protein of 369 amino acids. The record is from RefSeq and is a predicted model, not a curated record.